This is a messenger RNA of Puntigrus tetrazona (Sumatra barb), 15637 nucleotides long. RefSeq names its product mucin 5.1, oligomeric mucus/gel-forming (gene muc5.1). Gene Ontology annotation, cellular component: extracellular matrix. The transcript has 47 exons. The coding region runs from base 10 to 15405 and encodes 5131 amino acids. Lineage: Eukaryota; Metazoa; Chordata; Actinopteri; Cypriniformes; Cyprinidae. Gene Ontology annotation, molecular function: protein binding. The record is from RefSeq and is a predicted model, not a curated record.
CUCUUGAGGAUGGUUGCUGCUUCUAUGGGGACUGUGAUGACGUCCCAGAUGCUGAGAUGGGUCGUCCUACUGGGGGUGCUACAGCUUAUACAAGCAGACUUCAUGAAUGAUUUUGCGGGAAUGGGUGAAAUGUGGCCAACAACAACAGCGUUCUCUAUGACAAAUGUGCCGGUCAUUACAGUUCAACCGAAUCCUGAUCAUCAGUCCACGAUCUGCAGCACAUGGGGAAAUUUCCACUUCAAGACCUUCGAUGGUCAAUUCUUCCAAGUGCCGGACACAUGCAACUACGUUCUGACGGUGAUGUGCGACGUGGCCACGUCUGAUUUUAACAUCCAAAUGCAAAGAGAGACUGUGAAUGGCUCAAUCACUUUUAGCACAGUCACAAUAAAGCUGGAGGGGACAAUCAUCAAAAUCACUAACGGCGACAUCACCAUGGGAGAAGAAAUUGUGUUUGUUCCGACUUAUAAGAAUGGAAUUAAAAUUGAGGGAAGUCCAACAAGUGUCAAGAUCUCAAACAAACAUGGAGUGACUGUCUUCUGGGAAGAAGACAACUCUUUAACUAUUGAACUUCCUGAGAAGUACAAAGGUCAGACGUGUGGACUCUGUGGAGACUUUAAUGGCAACAAGCAUGACGAUAUCACUGUUAGCGGUUCAGCCACAUGGAAAGUUUCAACACCAACUGAAACCUGUGAGGAUGUAACACUUCCACCCAUCGAUCAGUGUGACCAGACCAGUGUUUGCCAGCAGUAUCUCAGCAGUCCGGGGUUUAGUGACUGUUACAGUGUGAUGGACAUGAGUUCAUUUGAAGAAGCCUGUGUAAACGACCUGUGUCAGUGCUAUGGCAAUCACGACUGUCUCUGCAACACACUCACAGAGAUUUCACGACAGUGCACUCAUGCUGGAGGAAAACCGGAAACAUGGAGGACUGAACAGCUCUGUCCAAAGACAUGUCCUCUGAACAUGCAAUACAUGGAGUGUGGGAGUCCGUGCAAAAACACCUGCUCAGAUCCAGAUGGAAAUCUAAUGUGUAAAGAACACUGUGUGGACGGCUGUUUCUGCCCUUUUGGCACUGUGGAAGACGACAUCGGUCAGAGCGGCUGUGUUCCUGUGGACGAGUGCCCUUGUGUGCACGACGGCAUGGUAUAUCAAUCAGGAGAGUCUUACGAACAAGCUUGCAAAAAAUGUGUGUGUGAUGCAGGACGCUGGACUUGUACGUACCUGAAAUGUCCCGGAAUCUGCUCGGUUGUUGGAGGUUCUCACAUCACAACCUAUGAUGGAAAGACCUUCACCUUCAGCGGCAACUGUGACUACAUCUUCACUAAGCACUCUAAUGACAGUGACAUUGCAGUCUUGGGAAAUCUGGCUAAGUGUGAUCCGACCCGAUCAGACACAUGUCUAAAUUCAGUUACCCUUGUCGUCUCAGAGACCACUAUCAGUUUUUCCUCUGGUGGGUCUGUGACAGUGAAUGGAAUCAGUCCAUAUAUGCUCCCUUUCACCACAGGUCCUGUGAGAGUUUUCCAGCCCUCUUCCUCUUUCAUCAUUGCUGAUAUGAAGAGUCUCCGUCUAGAGAUCCAGUUGGCUCCAGUCAUGCAGUUGUAUAUUGUAGCCAGCACCGAAAAGAAAGGAAAGAUGACUGGUCUUUGUGGGAACUAUAACGACAUCCAAUCAGAUGACUUCAAAACAUCAGGCAUCAUAGAGGGCACACCAACAUCCUUUGUCAACUUUUGGAAACAAAAUUGCCCAGAUCUUGAAAUCACAUUUGACAACCCCUGCAGCUUGAAUAUAGACACAGAGCAACUUGCAAAAGACUGGUGUUCCCGUCUUACAAACCCAAAUGGCAGCUUUGCUGCAUGUCACUCCGAAAUAUGUCCUGAGAUGUACUACCAAUGGUGUGUCUAUGACACCUGCAAAUGUGCAGAUAUUAGGAAGUGUAUGUGUGCAGCCGUGUCCAACUAUGCCCACGCCUGUGCUGCCAGAGGAAUCAUUCUCCAGGACUGGAUGGAUUCUGAGCCCUGUGAUAUUAUUUCGAAGUGUUCAGGCAACAUGAAGUACUCCUACGGUGUGACCAGCUGUGGCAGCACCUGCCGCUCUCUCAGUGAACAAGACAACAUCUGCCAAGGAUCCUUCACACCUGUAGAUGGUUGCAUCUGUUCUGAGGGAACCUACCUCAGUGAAGGCGACAGUUGUGUACAUGCUGACCAGUGUCCUUGUUACUAUGGCAACCAGGUCAUAGAGCCAUCAGCAGUGUUCUACAAAGAUGGCGCUAAAUGCACCUGUAACCUUGGCAAACUGCACUGCUCCAGUAAAGAAGACUGUGUGGCUCCAAUGACAUUCUUCAAAUGCUCAAAUCAUGGAGAAAAAGGAACAGAGUGUCAAAUGACUUGUGAGAAGCAAGACCCAAACAACUGUGUGAGCAUGGGAUGUGUAUCAGGGUGUAUAUGUCCAGAUGGCCUUCUGGCUGAUGGAAAAGGUGGGUGUGUGGAGAGGAAAAAAUGUCCAUGUACUCACAAUGGAGUCAUCUAUUCUCCUGGCGAGCAAGUUCAACAGGACUGCAACACCUGCACAUGCACAAACGGUAUGUGGACUUGUACUGAAAAGGUGUGCUACGGCACCUGUACCAUCUAUGGUGAAGGCCAUUUCAGGACUUUUGAUGGCAAAAGAUAUUCCUUUCACGGAGACUGUGAACACACCAUAUCCCAUGAUUAUUGCGAUACGAACCCCAGUCCCUCCUUCCGCCUGGUCACAGAGAACAUCCCUUGUGCCACCACCAACUCCAUUUGCUCCAAGUCCAUCAAUCUGUUCUUUGGGAAAUAUGAGAUGAUUUUAUCGGAGGAGGAAGAUGUGAAGGUUGUUGAAAGCAACGGCAUUGAAUACAGAUAUAAAAUUACUUCUGCAGGCAUAUAUGUUGUCAUAGAGGUUGAAGGCCUUUUGAACUUAAUUUGGGAUAAAAAGACAAGUGUGAUGAUCCAACUGAAUCACAAAUUAAAGGGCAAAGUGUGUGGACUCUGUGGAAACUUUGAUGGUAAUGCGAACAAUGACUUUAUGAAGCACAAUGGAGAAGUGGUGACAGAUCCAGAUGAUUUUGGGAAUAGCUGGAAGGUGAAAUCCAGCUGCCCUGAUGUGGCAAACGUGAUGCAUCCCUGUGACGCAAACCCACAUCGACGUACCUGGGCUAUCAAACAAUGCAGAAUCAUCACAAGCCCUGUCUUUACAGACUGCCAUUCACUUGUGGAUUCUGGCCCAUACUAUGAUGCCUGUGUAAGGGACGCCUGCGCAUGUGACAGUGGGGGUGACUGUGAUUGUCUCUGUACUGCAGUGGCAGCUUAUGCUGCUGAAUGCCGUAAAAGAGGUGCUUGUGUGGCAUGGCGAAGACCAGACUUUUGCCCUUUGUUCUGUGACUACUACAAUGGUCCAGGAGAAUGUGAGUGGCACUAUAAACCCUGUGGCUCUACUUGCAUGAAAACCUGCAAAAACCUCCCAGGAACUUGCUCUGAUCAAAUUCCUCCUCUUGAGGGAUGUUUUCUUCAGUGCCCUUCAGAUAGGCCAUAUUUCAGGGAGGAGACUAUGAAUUGUGUCACAGAGGAACAAUGUAAAGACUGUUUAUAUAAUGGAACAGUAUUUCCACGGGGAUCAGUCAUUUACCAAACCACAGAUGGGAAUAGUGUAUGUUUCACAGCUCUGUGUGAUUCCAAUGGUGAAAUAAUAAGAAUUGUUACUGAAUGCAUUUCAACCUCAACACCCUUCAUUUUCACAACUACACCUGAAACUACUCAAACUACUUCAGAGACACCCACAACCACAUUCACUACUACCCCUACUAGAACAUCAACACCUACGUCAACAGAAACACCAUACACAGUGACAUCCACUACUACUCCAACUACAGGAACAUCGACACCUACGUCAACAGAAAAAUCCCCUACAACUGUUACAGUGACACCUACACCAACAGAAACACCAUCUACAAUCACAUUCACUACUCCUGAAACAUCAACACCUACGUCAACAGAAACAUCAUCUACAGUCACUUCCACUACUGCCUCAACUACUGGAACAUCAACACCUACAUCAACAGAAACAUCACCUUCAACUGUUACAGUAACGUCCGCAUCAACAGAAACACCAUCUACAAUUAGUACAACUACUGAAACAACAACACCAUCCGUUUGUACUGAUAAAUGCUCAUGGUCAGAUUGGAUUGAUGACAGCACACCCAGUACAGAGCCAGAAGGAUUUGAAACUGAAUCCAUUGAUGCAUUGUGGAAUUCAAAAAAGAUUGUCUGUCAGAGCCCUGAAGAUGUUGAAUGUAGGGCAGUAAAUUAUCCCAAAAAGUCACUGGAAGAUUUAGGACAGACAAUGUUUUGCAACACAUCAUUUGGGCUGUCAUGUUCAAAUGAAGACAAUGCAAAUGGCAUGCCACCACUUUGUUAUAAUUAUGAAAUACGUGUCAAAUGUUGUAAACCAGAUGACCAUUGUACUACUACAACAUCUCCAAGUACACUGACAUCUACUACUUCAACAGCCACUGUGACACCAACAGCUACAACUGUUACAGUAACGCCCAUAUGGACAGAAACAUCAUCCACAAUCACAUCCACUGAAACACCAACCACAGAAAAAUCAACACCUACCUCACCAGAAACAUCACCUACAACUGCUACAGUGCCUCCUACAUCAACAGAAAUACCAUCUACAAUCACAUUCACUACUCCUGAAACAUCAACAACUACGUCAACAGAAAUACCAUCUACAGUCACUUCCACUACUGCCUCAACUACUGGAACAUCAACACCUACAUCAACAGAAACAUCACCUUCAACUGUUACAGUAACGUCCGCAUCAACAGAAACACCAUCUACAAUUAGUACAACUACUGAAACAACAACACCAUCCGGUUGUACUGAUAAAUGCUCAUGGUCAGAUUGGAUUGAUGACAGCACACCCAGUACAGAGCCAGAAGGAUUUGAAACUGAAUCCAUUGAUGCUUUGUGGAAUUCAAAAAAGAUUGUCUGUCAGAGCCCUGAAGAUGUUGAAUGUAGGGCAGUAAAUUAUCCCAAAAAGUCACUAGAAGAUUUGGGACAGACACUGUUUUGCAACACAUCAUUUGGGCUGUCAUGUUCAAAUGAAGACAAUGCAAAUGGCAUGCCACCACUUUGUUAUAAUUAUGAAAUACGUGUCAAAUGUUGUAAACCAGAUGACCAUUGUACUACUACAACAUCUCCAAGUACACUGACAUCUACUACUUCAACAGCCACUGUGAAACCAACAGCUACAACUGUUACAGUAACGCCCAUAUGGACAGAAACAUCAUCCACAAUCACAUCCACUGAAACACCAACCACAGAAAAAUCAACACCUACCUCACCAGAAACAUCAUCCACAAUCACAUCCACUGAAACACCAACCACAGAAAAAUCAACACCUACCUCACCAGAAACAUUACCUACAACUGCUACAGUGCCUCCUACAUCAACAGAAAUACCAUCUACAAUCACAUUCACUACUCCUGAAACAUCAACACCAACGUCAACAGAAACACCAUCUACAGUCACUUCCACUACUGCCUCAACUACUGGAACAUCAACACCUACAUCAACAGAAACAUCACCUUCAACUGUUACAGUAACGUCCGCAUCAACAGAAACACCACCUACAAUUAGUACAACUACUGAAACAACAACACCAUCCAUUUGUACUGAUAAAUGCUCAUGGUCAGAUUGGAUUGAUGACAGCACACCCAGUACAGAGCCAGAAGGAUUUGAAACUGAAUCCAUUGAUGCUUUGUGGAAUUCAAAAAAGAUUGUCUGUCAGAGCCCUGAAGAUGUUGAAUGUAGGGCAGUAAAUUAUCCCAAAAAGUCACUGGAAGAUUUGGGACAGACACUGUUUUGCAACACAUCAUUUGGGCUGUCAUGUUCAAAUGAAGACAAUGCAAAUGGCAUGCCACCACUUUGUUAUAAUUAUGAAAUACGUGUCAAAUGUUGUAAACCAGAUGACCAUUGUACUACUACAACAUCUCCAAGUACACUGACAUCUACUACUUCAACAGCCACUGUGACACCAACAGCUACAACUGUUACAGUAACGCCCAUAUGGACAGAAACAUCAUCCACAAUCACAUCCACUGAAACACCAACCACAGAAAAAUCAACACCUACCUCACCAGAAACAUUACCUACAACUGCUACAGUGCCUCCUACAUCAACAGAAAUACCAUCUACAAUCACAUUCACUACUCCUGAAACAUCAACACCAACGCCAACAGAAACACCAUCUACAGUCACUUCCACUACUGCCUCAACUACUGGAACAUCAACACCUACAUCAACAGAAACAUCACCUUCAACUGUUACAGUAACGUCCGCAUCAACAGAAACACCAUCUACAAUUAGUACAACUACUGAAACAACAACACCAUCCAUUUGUACUGAUAAAUGCUCAUGGUCAGAUUGGAUUGAUGACAGCACACCCAGUACAGAGCCAGAAGGAUUUGAAACUGAAUCCAUUGAUGCAUUGUGGAAUUCAAAAAAGAUUGUCUGUCAGAGCCCUGAAGAUGUUGAAUGUAGGGCAGUAAAUUAUCCCAAAAAGUCACUGGAAGAUUUGGGACAGACACUGUUUUGCAACACAUCAUUUGGGCUGUCAUGUUCAAAUGAAGACAAUGCAAAUGGCAUGCCACCACUUUGUUAUAAUUAUGAAAUACGUGUCAAAUGUUGUAAACCAGAUGACCAUUGCACUACUACAACAUCACCAAGUACACUGACAUCUACUACUUCAACAGCCACUGUGACACCAACAGCUACAACUGUUACAGUAACGCCCAUAUGGACAGAAACAUCAACCACAAUCACAUCCACUGAAACACCAACUACAGAAAAAACAACACCUACCUCACCAGAAACAUCACCUACAACUGCUACAGUGCCUCCUACAUCAACAGAAAUACCAUCUACAAUCACAUUCACUACUCCUGAAACAUCAACACCUACGUCAACAGAAACACCAUCUACAGUCACUUCCACUACUGCCUCAACUACUGGAACAUCAACACCUACAUCAACAGAAACAUCCCCUACAACUGUUACAAUAACACCCACAUCAACAGAAACUCCAUCCACAAUCACAUCCAGUACCGCAUCGACUACUGGAACAUCAACACCUACACCAACAGAAACAUCACCUUCAACUGUUACAGUAACGUCAGCAUCAACAGAAACACCAUCUACAAUUAGUACAACUACUGAAACAACAACACCACUCAUUUGUGCUGAUAAAUGCUCAUGGUCAGAUUGGAUUGAUGACAGCACACCCAGUACAGAGCCAGAAGGAUUUGAAACUGAAUCCAUUGAUGCUUUGUGGAAUUCAAAAAAGAUUGUCUGUCAGAGCCCUGAAGAUGUUGAAUGUAGGGCAGUAAAUUAUCCCAAAAAGUCACUGGAAGAUUUGGGACAGACACUGUUUUGCAACACAUCAUUUGGGCUGUCAUGUUCAAAUGAAGACAAUGCAAAUGGCAUGCCACCACUUUGUUAUAAUUAUGAAAUACGUGUCAAAUGUUGUAAACCAGAUGACCAUUGUACUUCUACAACAUCACCAAGUACACUGACAUCUACUACUUCAACAGCCACUGUGACACCAACAGCUACAACUGUUACAGUAACGCCCAUAUGGACAGAAACAUCAUCCAUAAUCACAUCCACUGCAACACCAACUACAGAAAAAACAACACCUACCUCACCAGAAACAUCACCUACAACUGCUACAGUGCCUCCUACAUCAACAGAAAUACCAUCUACAAUCACAUUCACUACUCCUGAAACAUCAACACCUACGUCAACAGAAACACCAUCUACAGUCACUUCCACUACUGCCUCAACUACUGGAACAUCAACACCUACAUCAACAGAAACAUCCCCUACAACUGUUACAAUAACACCCACAUCAACAGAAACUCCAUCCACAAUCACGUCCAGUACCGCAUCGACUUCUGGAACAUCAACAACUACAUCAACAGAAACAUCACCUUCAACUGUUACAGUAACGUCAGCAUCAACAGAAACACCAUCUACAAUUAGUACAACUACUGAAACAACAACACCACUCAUUUGUGCUGAUAAAUGCUCAUGGUCAGAUUGGAUUGAUGACAGCACACCCAGUACAGAGCCAGAAGGAUUUGAAACUGAAUCCAUUGAUGCAUUGUGGAAUUCACAAAAGAUUGUCUGUCAGAGCCCUGAAGAUGUUGAAUGUAGGGCGGUAAAUUAUCCCAAAAAGUCACUGGAAGAUUUGGGACAGACACUGUUUUGCAACACGUCAUUUGGGCUGUCAUGUUCAAAUGAAGACAAUGCAAAUGGCAUGCCACCACUUUGUUAUAAUUAUGAAAUACGUGUCAAAUGUUGUAAACCAGAUGACCAUUGUACUACUACAACAUCUCCAAGUACACUGACAUCUACUACUUCAACAGCCACUGUGACACCAACAGCUACAACUGUUACAGUAACGCCCAUAUGGACAGAAACAUCAUCCACAAUCACAUCCACUGCAACACCAACUACAGAAAAAUCAACACCUACCUUACCAGAAACAUCACCUACAACUGCUACAGUGCCUCCUACAUCAACAGAAAUACCAUCUACAAUCACAUUCACUACUCCUGAAACAUCAACACCUACGUCAACGGAAACACCAUCUACAGUCACUUCCACUACUGCCUCAACUACUGGAACAUCAACACCUACAUCAACAGAAACAUCCCCUACAACUGUUACAAUAACACCCACAUCAACAGAAACUCCAUCCACAAUCACGUCCAGUACCGCAUCGACUACUGGAACAUCAACACCUACAUCAACAGAAACAUCACCUUCAACUGUUACAGUAACGUCAGCAUCAACAGAAACACCAUCUACAAUUAGUACAACUACUGAAACAACAACACCACUCAUUUGUACUGAUAAAUGCUCAUGGUCAGAUUGGAUUGAUGACAGCACACCCAGUGCAGAGCCAGAAGGAUUUGAAACUGAAUCCAUUGAUGCUUUGUGGAAUUCAAAAAAGAUUGUCUGUCAGAGCCCUGAAGAUGUUGAAUGUAGGGCAGUAAAUUAUCCCAAAAAGUCACUGGAAGAUUUGGGACAGACACUGUUUUGCAACACAUCAUUUGGGCUGUCAUGUUCAAAUGAAGACAAUGCAAAUGGCAUGCCACCACUUUGUUAUAAUUAUGAAAUACGUGUCAAAUGUUGUAAACCAGAUGACCAUUGCACUACUACAACAUCACCAAGUACACUGACAUCUACUACUUCAACAGCCACUGUGACACCAACAGCUACAACUGUUACAGUAACGCCCAUAUGGACAGAAACAUCAUCCAUAAUCACAUCCACUGCAACACCAACUACAGAAAAAACAACACCUACCUCACCAGAAACAUCACCUACAACUGCUACAGUGCCUCCUACAUCAACAGAAAUACCAUCUACAAUCACAUUCACUACUCCUGAAACAUCAACACCUAUGUCAACGGAAACACCAUCUACAGUCACUUCCACUACUGCCUCAACUACUGGAACAUCAACACCUACAUCAACAGAAACAUCACCUUCAACUGUUACAGUAACGUCUGCAUCAACAGAAACACCAUCUACAAUUAGUACAACUACUGAAACAACAACACCAUCCAUUUGUACUGAUAAAUGCUCAUGGUCAGAUUGGAUUGAUGACAGCACACCCAGUACAGAGCCAGAAGGAUUUGAAACUGAAUCCAUUGAUGCAUUGUGGAAUUCAAAAAGGAUUGUCUGUCAGAGCCCUGAAGAUGUUGAAUGUAGGGCAGUAAAUUAUCCCAAAAAGUCUCUGGAAGAUUUGGGACAGACACUGUUUUGCAACACAUCAUUUGGGCUGUCAUGUUCAAAUGAAGACAAUGCAAAUGGCAUGCCACCACUUUGUUAUAAUUAUGAAAUACGUGUCAAAUGUUGUAAACCAGAUGACCAUUGUACUACUACAACAUCUCCAAGUACACUGACAUCUACUACUUCAACAGCCACUGUGACACCAACAGCUACAACUGUUACAGUAACGCCCAUAUGGACAGAAACAUCAUCCACAAUCACAUCCACUGAAACACCAACUACAGAAAAAUCAACACCUACCUCACCAGAAACAUCACCUACAACUGCUACAGUGCCUCCUACAUCAACAGAGAUACCAUCUACAAUCACAUUCACUACUCCUGAAACAUCAACACCUACGUCAACAGAAACACCAUCUACUGUCACUUCCACUACUGCCUUAACUACUGGAACAUCAACACCUACAUCAACAGAAACAUCCCCUACAACUGUUACAAUAACACCCACAUCAACAGAAACUCCAUCCACAAUCACGUCCAGUACCGCAUCGACUUCUGGAACAUCAACACCUACAUCAACAGAAACAUCACCUUCAACUGUUACAGUAACGUCAGCAUCAACAGAAACACCAUCUACAAUUAGUACAACUACUGAAACAACAACACCACUCAUUUGUACUGAUAAAUGCUCAUGGUCAGAUUGGAUUGAUGACAGCACACCCAGUACAGAGCCAGAAGGAUUUGAAACUGAAUCCAUUGAUGCAUUGUGGAAUUCACAAAAGAUUGUCUGUCAGAGCCCUGAAGAUGUUGAAUGUAGGGCAGUAAAUUAUCCCAAAAAGUCACUGGAAGAUUUGGGACAGACACUGUUUUGCAACACGUCAUUUGGGCUGUCAUGUUCAAAUGAAGACAAUGCAAAUGGCAUGCAACCACUUUGUUAUAAUUAUGAAAUACGUGUCAAAUGUUGUAAACCAGAUGACCAUUGUAUUACUACAACAUCUCCAAGUACACUGACAUCUACUACUUCAACAGCCACUGUGACACCAACAGCUACAACUGUUACAGUAACGCCCAUAUGGACAGAAACAUCAUCCACAAUCACAUCCACUGCAACACCAACUACAGAAAAAUCAACACCUACCUUACCAGAAACAUCACCUACAACUGCUACAGUGCCUCCUACAUCAACAGAAAUACCAUCUACAAUCACAUUCACUACUCCUGAAACAUCAACACCUAUGUCAACAGAAACACCAUCUACAGUCACUUCCACUACUGCCUCAACUACUGGAACAUCAACACCUACAUCAACAGAAACAUCACCUUCAACUGUUACAGUAACGUCAGCAUCAACAGAAACACCAUCUACAAUUAGUACAACUACUGAAACAACAACACCACUCAUUUGUACUGAUAAAUGCUCAUGGUCAGAUUGGAUUGAUGACAGCACACCCAGUACAGAGCCAGAAGGAUUUGAAACUGAAUCCAUUGAUGCAUUGUGGAAUUCACAAAAGAUUGUCUGUCAGAGCCCUGAAGAUGUUGAAUGUAGGGCAGUAAAUUAUCCCAAAAAGUCACUGGAAAAUUUGGGACAGACACUGUUUUGCAACACGUCAUUUGGGCUGUCAUGUUCAAAUGAAGACAAUGCAAAUGGCAUGCAACCACUUUGUUAUAAUUAUGAAAUACGUGUCAAAUGUUGUAAACCAGAUGACCAUUGUACUACUACAACAUCUCCAAGUACACUGACAUCUACUACUUCAACAGCCACUGUGACACCAACAGCUACAACUGUUACAGUAACGCCCAUAUGGACAGAAACAUCAUCCACAAUCACAUCCACUGCAACACCAACUACAGAAAAAUCAACACCUACCUUACCAGAAACAUCACCUACAACUGCUACAGUGCCUCCUACAUCAACAGAAAUACCAUCUACAAUCACAUUCACUACUCCUGAAACAUCAACACCUACGUCAACAGAAACACCAUCUACAGUCACUUCCACUACUGCCUCAACUACUGGAACAUCAACACCUACAUCAACAGAAACAUCCCCUACAACUGUUACAAUAACACCCACAUCAACAGAAACUCCAUCCACAAUCACAUCCAGUACCGCAUCGACUACUGGAACAUCAACACCUACAUCAACAGAAACAUCACCUUCAACUGUUACAGUAACAUCGGCAUCAACAGAAACACCAUCUACAAUUAGUACAACUUCUGAAACAACAACACCACUCAUUUGUACUGAUAAAUGCUCAUGGUCAGAUUGGAUUGACGACAGCACACCCAGUACAGAGCCAAAAGGAUUUGAAACUGAAUCCAUUGAUGCUUUGUGGAAUUCAAAAAAGAUUGUCUGUCAGAGCCCUGAAGAUGUUGAAUGUAGGGCAGUCAAUUAUCCCAAAAAGUCUCUGGAAGAUUUGGGACAGACACUGUUUUGUAACAAAUCAUUUGGACUAUCAUGUUCUAAUGAAGAUAAUGAAAAUGGCACACCACCAGUUUGUCAUAAUUACGAAAUACGUGUCAAAUGUUGUAAACCAGAUGACCAUUGUACUACUACAACAUCUCCAAGUACAGUAACAUAUACUACUUCACCAACCACUGUAACACCAACAGCUACAACUGUUACAGUAACGCCCAUAUCAACAGAAACAUCAACAAUCACGUCCACUACUACCUCAACUACUGGAACAUUGACACCUACCUCACCAGAAACAUCACCUACAACUGUCACAGUGCCUCCUACAUCAACAGAAAUUAUUUACACAAGUACUUCCAGUGCUACACCAACUACUGGAAAAUCAGUGCCUACGUCAACAGAAACAUCACCUACAACUGUUACAAUAGCACCCACAUCAACAGAAACACCAUCCACAAUCACUUCCACUACUACCUCAACUACUGGAACAUCGACACCUACGUCAACAGAAACAUCACCAACAACUGUUACAGUGACGUCUACAUCAACAAAAACACUGUCCACAAUCACAUUCUCGUCUACCGUUACUACUGGUACAUCAAUAGAAACAGCAUCUACAACUGUUAUAACACCUACAUCAACAUAUACAAGCACUAUGAUCACACCAUCUACUUCAACAAUGACACCUACAUUAACAAAAAUAUCAUCCUCAAGUAGCACGACUACUGGCACAACACCCACAUCUACAAAGACAUCUACAAGGAUCUCCCCUACUACAACAAAGUUCAUUGUACAUACAGUGCCAGUUCACAGCACCACCUCAAAACCACCAGAACGACAAUGUGCAUGCAAAUAUUUAAAUGUAUCAUACCCAUCAAACUCAACAAUCUACAAUCGAACAGAUCAGGCAGGUUGGUGCUAUACUGCCUAUUGCAACUCCACUUGUAAUAUAGUGGUACAGUCUCGGCAAUGCAUACCACCAAAAGAACCAAAAGACUGUGUACAAUCUAAUAGAAAGCAUAAGGAGUCAUGGAUUGAAGACUGCAAAAACAAUACCUGCAUGAAUGGCAGUGUCACCUCAAAACCUCUACAGUGUGACAAAUAUGACAUGCCAACAUGUACUAAUGGAAUUAAACCUAAGAAGGUGUUUUAUAACAAUGGCUGCUGCUUUAAGUAUGAGUGUGAAUGUAAAUGCAGUGGCUGGGGUGACCCACAUUACCAAACAUUCGAUGGAACAUACUAUGCUUUCCAAGGAAACUGCACUUAUGUUUUGUUCCAAGAAAUCAUCCCGAAAUACAAUAUCAGUGUUCAUGUUAAAAACUAUUAUUGUGAUGUUAAAAAUGAUCUCGCCUGCCCUGAGUAUGUGAUUGUAAACUACAAAUCUUAUAAAAUCAAGCUGACAAGCAACACUAAAGAGGUCCAGGUCUAUGUUAAUGAUGAAAUAAAACAACUAACUUACAUAAAUAAUGACUUCUUCAUCACCACCUCUGGCAUGUCAGUAAUUGUGAACAUCACUGAAAUCCAAGUCGACAUUUCUGUAAAUCAUCAAGGCUUUCAGAUCAAUCUCCCAUUCUCCUACUUCCAUGGUAAUACGGAGGGACAGUGCGGGGUUUGUGACAACAACCGUGCAAACGACUGCAGACGUCCUGAUGGACAAAUCGACCCAUCGUGUGUGAAUAUGGCACAGCUUUGGAUGGUCCCCCCAGGAUGCAAAAAACCUCCACCUCCACCUGUACCUCCAGUUAUACCUACCUGCAUUCCAAAAAUAUGUGAUCUUAUCAAAAGCGAUAUGUUUAUAAAAUGCCAUGAAGUCAUUCCUUAUGAAAGUUAUUAUGAGGCAUGCAAAUAUGACGUAUGCCACAUGGCAAAUGGCUCUAUUGGUUGUAGCAGUCUGGAGGCAUACGCUCUGCUUUGUGGCAAAGAGGGUAUCUGUGUGGACUGGAGAGCAUCAAAUGAUCUCACGAAAAAGUGCGAAUACAAGUGCCCCAGUCACAAAGUCUAUAAGGCAUGCGGUCCAAAAGUUGAAAAAACCUGCAGUACAAGGUACAAUGAUAUUUUUGUGGAGAAAGACUGUCAAGGCAAUAAUUGUCAUCAAACAUUCAUGGAAGGCUGUUACUGUCCUGACGACAAAUAUCGAGUUAGUUCAACGAUAGAUACCUGUACAUCUUAUUGCGAUUGCAUCGGCCCUGAUGGAUUACCUAGACAACCUGGGGAUACAUGGAGCAUGAACUGUUUUGAUUACACAUGCUCCAAUGAGACCUUUGGUAUUAAAACCGUGCCUGUCGGGUGUCCGGCUGAAAUACGCUGUGGACCAGAACAAAAGACAAUCAUUGAAAACUGCUGCCCAACCUGCGUGUGUGAUCUCGAGCUGUGUCUUCAGAAGAAGUGUGAUGCGGGAUAUGAGUUGGCAGCAAACAAAUCUGCAGACAGUUGCUGUCCACCUUGUGUGCCCAAAGAUGUAUGUGUGUACAAUAACACUGAAUACCAGCCUGGAGUUCAAAUCCCCACAGAUCCUUGUAUCGAAUGUAACUGUCUAAUGGAUAAAGACCCAAAGACUCAACUACAUCUCGUCACGUGCGCUUCUAUAGCCUGUACAGACUGCCCUGACGGCUUUUUGCCUGUCAAACAAGACGGAGAAUGCUGUGAAACAUGCAAGCAAAACAGCUGUUUUUACAACACGCCAGACAACACCACACAUAUUCUCAAGAUUGGAGACACGUACGACUACAAGUGUGAGACUGUGACCUGCAAACAAACGAAUGACACCUUCGUGAUAGAGAAGACCAAACCGACCUGUCCUGAGAUCAAUGAAAACGAGUGUGUUCCUGGAACGCUGAGACUUGAUACAGAUGGAUGUUGCAAUACUUGUGAGCUCAAGAACUGCAUUCGUGUGAAAAACACCACAGAUGUGGCUGUAAACGACUGCAAGUCCGUCCAACCCAUAGAAGUGACGUCCUGCAGUGGCCACUGUGACACAGAAUCAAUGUAUUCAAUGGGCGCCAACAUCAUGAUGCACAGCUGUUCUUGCUGUCGGGAGAUGAAAACCAGCAAUAAAAAAGUGCAGCUGAAGUGUUCGGAUGGCCGCGUGAUCGAUCAUGAGUACGUCUACAUAGAGAGCUGUAAAUGCACUCCAGUUAUGUGUGAAAACCAGAAGACCAGUGGAUAAAAGAUCACCUUCAGUGUCUGCUAUACUGCUACAAUUCCAUAUAAAUGGCAAAAAAAACUAUUUUUUUUGGUGAAAGCUGCUUUUCCUUCUAUAACUAUUAUCUCUCAAGGUAUUUUGAGGGCAUUUUGAACGUUUAGUUUCUUCUUUAGCAAUGCAAAAUAAUAUUAUUUACAUUCCAAUCUUGUGAAAUGAAUGGUGACUAUAAUAAAGCAAAAUAAAUGGCAAAAUGAAA